AUGCAGCAUAGUGUUCACCUAUAUCCACUCGACUGUGCUUGUGCAUCCAGCUCCGGGUGUUAUAUAUACUGCCCCUUCUCACCUGACACAGCCACAGCCCAUGCACAUCCAACUUUGACAGCAUCACUCUUCUUCUACCUUCUCUCCUGUUGUCUGAGCAUGACAAGCCCCAGGCUGAAGCUCUUCGGCUUCCACUUCUCCUCCUCGGAGGAGGAUCACCACCAGCAGCAAGAGAUCAUGGACAUGACGGAGCCCGAGGCCGGCGAGACGGAGAAGGGCGGGUCGGACUCGUCCUCCUCGUCUACCACUACCACUACGACUGCCAACGCGGCGGCGGGCGGCGGUGCUGCAGGCGGCGAAGCGGGGCGGAGGUACGAGUGCCAGUACUGCUGCCGCGAGUUCGCCAACUCACAGGCGCUGGGCGGCCACCAGAACGCGCACAAGAAGGAGCGGCAGCAACUCAAGCGCGCGCAGCUGCAGGCCGCCGCGGCAGCAGCCGGACGCGCUGCAGGAGGAGGUGCGCUGUACCCUCGCGGCGCCGGCGGGAUGAACCCGAUGGUGUCUGCCUUCGUGCAGCCGCAGCACCUCCUUGGCAGCGGCACCGGUGGCGACGGAGGGCCCACCAGCUGGGUCUACUUCUCCCCGCGUGCCGCCGCGGUGGCCGGUGGUGCCCAGGGCCAGCAGUUCCACGUCUCUCACGGCUGCGUCUUCCCGUCUGGCCGCGCCACCCCGGCCUCCGCGUCUCCGGCCGUGUUCUCCUACUCCCCGUCCGCCUCCUCCGCCCAGGCCGCGGCGGGUGCCCCCUACGUCGUGCCGGAAGUCGUCGACCACCACGGCCGGAGGCUCGUCCACGCCGCUAGCUUCCCGAGAUACCCCGGCAUGGUGAUGGCGCCAGAGCCCAUGGCCGCCGCGCCCGAGGACGCGCUGGGGCUCGACCUGCAGCUCAGCUUGUGACUCGAUCCGGCCGUCUCGGACGUGCGAUCGAGCUACCUACGUGCUGUUACUUCGGUAACAAAGAAAAUUAAUCACCCACUGCUACUAGUACCCACGUACUCCUUCGUGCUAAGCUCGAUCGACCCCUCGCUAGGAGGCAAUUAAGUAAUUAGCUAGCGCUAGUAAGUAAAGUAUUCUUAGCUUAAUUU
Lolium rigidum is the source of this 1142-nucleotide messenger RNA. RefSeq names its product zinc finger protein GIS3-like. NCBI's taxonomy places the organism in Eukaryota, Viridiplantae, Streptophyta, Magnoliopsida, Poales, Poaceae. The record is from RefSeq and is a predicted model, not a curated record. Gene Ontology annotation, molecular function: DNA-binding transcription factor activity; transcription cis-regulatory region binding. The transcript has a single exon. Gene Ontology annotation, cellular component: nucleus. Bases 1 to 954 code for a protein of 317 amino acids. Gene Ontology annotation, biological process: trichome differentiation; gibberellic acid mediated signaling pathway; trichome morphogenesis.